Molecule: messenger RNA, 2387 nt
Organism: Neogale vison (American mink)
Lineage: Eukaryota; Metazoa; Chordata; Mammalia; Carnivora; Mustelidae
Gene: DTX3L
Product: deltex E3 ubiquitin ligase 3L
Exons: 5
Coding region: 50-2281 (743 amino acids)
Biological process (GO): Notch signaling pathway; protein ubiquitination
Source: RefSeq, a predicted model, not a curated record
CGGGUCGGACCCGCUGCCCCCCAACCCCCGGAGCCCCAAGCCAGGAGCCAUGGCCUCCGCCCUCUGCCCGCCGUCCCCGCUGCUCGUGCGGGUGUCCGAGUCCAGCCGUCGAACACGCUGGAAGCUGGAAAUCUACUUCCAGAGCCAGCAGUCCGGCGGCGGGGAGUGCACCGUCCAGCCCCUCUACCACAGGGACCAGGUCACCUUCCUGGUGAAGUUCGCCGAACGGGCAGCUAAAGAGAGAGUCUUGAAGAAAGAAAAUCAUCAGAUUAUGGUGGAAAACAAACUUGUGACUAUUUUUCUGGAACCCACUAAGAAUCCAAUGGAGAAGAAUGCAAGACCCAGAACAUCUUUUUUGCCACAGUCACAGGAAAGAGUGAGGUCUGGUGAGAAGCAUCAAAACGAAGAACAUAUUCCUUAUGUUAUGGAUUCCUGUCUGCAAAAGAUCUUUCUUAGCGUCACAGCAGACCUGAACUGUAAGCUGUUCUCUAAAGAGCAAAGGAAACACGUAACCAUUAUGUGCCCCAAGGUCAAAAAGAUGGAAGGGGACGAUGGAAUUGAGAAGGUGUGCGGCACCUUCAGAGAUAUUGAAAAAAUAUAUCACUUCUUGAAUAAGCAACUCCAAGAAAGUGGGUGCAAAUUUGGAUCUUCCCCUUUGGAGAGGAAGCCACUCCAUCAGCAGAACCAGAAGAACAGCUGUAUUUCUCCCUUGGAACCAAAAACCAAGGCAGAAGACGAAAGCAACCGUCUUGAAAUUCCUUUGCCUUUCUUUGAGUAUUUCCAGAAUACCUAUCCUGACAAAAUAGACUCGAUACAGAAAAGAUUUGGUGUAAAAAUUAAAAUAAUAACUCAGGAGAGUUCUCCGAAUACUGUCUAUUUAGAUUUCACCUCCAAUCCAUCAAGUGCUCUCCAAGCCGCUAGAGAGUCUUUUGUCAGUGAAUUUCAGAAAACCGUGGGAUCUCUGGAGCAGAAAUGUGUUGCUUUUGCAGACACUGAACAGGCAAAUGAGAUCAAACAGACACUGAAUCAACGAUUUACAAAGCUCCCUAUAAAGGAGAAAGGAAGAGAAUUAACUCUCCUUGGGACCCAAGAUGACAUUUUCGCUGCCAGAUAUUUUUCUGACCUAGAAGCCUCUGAAAGUCUUGUCACGGGACCUGUGACAAUAUCGACUCCCACAUGCCUGAUGAAUAGAAUUGAGGUUGACACGGCUCACUAUAUGCUUGUGAAAGCCGAAUUACUCCAGGAGAUGACAGAGUUAGAAGAGAAGUACGAUACUCGUUGUGAGGUUUGGGGAGACAGUAAUAAAAUCCACAUUCUCUUUGAACCUAAGGACAAGGAAUUCGAUCUCUCUGCCCAUGCUUAUUCCAGUUUCAUCGAUGCCUAUCAAUAUGUGUCAAGUCAGCUGAUGAGAGAAGUUCUUUCACUGAAACCUCUGGGCAAAGAGAGAAAGCACUUACAUCAGAACAAGUUUGCAGAUGACUUCAGAAAAAACCAUCCGCAUGUACACUUUGUACUAAAUCAAGAGUCAAUGACUUUGACUGGGUUGCCAAAUCACCUUGCAAAGGCAAAGCAGUAUAUCUUUAAAAAAGUGGGAAUGUCCCUGUUAGCUGGAGAUCAAAAGAAUAAGGACCAAGAAACACGCGUGGACAUUGAUAGUAAUGACUCAAAAAUAGCUCUCUCGACAUUCCAGCACUCUGCCAGUUCUGGGGCGUCAGGAGGGGAGAAGGAAGAGGACAUAUGUAGCAUCUGUAUUGACAUCAUUAGAGACAAACAAGUGCUAUCAAAGUGCAAGCACGCAUUCUGCACCUCUUGUAUUAACAAAGCUUUCUCCUAUAAGCCGGUCUGUCCUGUGUGCCAGACUUUCUAUGGUAUCCAGAAAGGCAAUCAGCCAGAGGGAACCAUGACUGUUACCGUCCUAAAAGACUCACUUCCAGGUUAUGAAUCCUGUGGCUCCAUUGUGAUUACUUAUAAUAUGAAAGGAGGCAUACAAACAAAAGAGCACCCAAACCCAGGAAAGAAAUACUCUGGAUUACAACGAAGAGCUUACUUGCCUGAUAAUGAGGAAGGAAAUGAGGUUUUGAGACUGCUUCGUAGAGCCUUUGAUCAAAAGCUGAUUUUCACAGUGGGGGAGUCUCGAAUGCUAGGAAUCUCCAAUGUCAUUACAUGGAAUGAUAUCCACCACAAAACGUCUCCGUUGGGGGGACCACAAAUGUAUGGCUACCCUGAUCCAGAUUACCUGAAACGUGUCAAAUCGGAGCUGAAAAGUAAAGGAAUUGAGUAAGAAGGGAUGUCUUGAGCCAAGCUAUCAAAAGACACAGAUGAAGAAACACUUUUUAAAUUAUUUCAUCUUGGGGCACCUGAGUGACUCAGUGGGUUAAAGCCUCUGC